Molecule: messenger RNA, 1628 nt
Organism: Crotalus tigris (Tiger rattlesnake)
Lineage: Eukaryota; Metazoa; Chordata; Lepidosauria; Squamata; Viperidae
Product: olfactory receptor 6M1-like
Exons: 2
Coding region: 319-1266 (315 amino acids)
Biological process (GO): G protein-coupled receptor signaling pathway
Cellular component (GO): membrane
Molecular function (GO): olfactory receptor activity; G protein-coupled receptor activity
Source: RefSeq, a predicted model, not a curated record
CAACAGGAAGCCACUAGGAAUUAUGAUCAGUCUGGUGACCUUUUCCUCUCAUCACUUAUAUCAGAGUUAUAUUUUGAAGAAAAGUUGACCAUCCAUUCUCAGUUUCUCCUCCUUGAGAGAAGUCAUUUCAGUGCUGGUACAUUUCUAUCAGAAGAGGCAUGAUCUCUUGACUUCAGAAGGCUGGGGAGAUUUUUCAUGAGAGGUCUCCAGUUUUGAACUUGGGACUUAAGAGAAGAAGGCAAAAUAUAUAUUUUCUAAUUACACCAAUCUGAAGUGGUUUGUUACUUUGUUUGAUUUAUCUCCACCAGCAAAUUCGCAAUGAGAACUAGGACUCAGAACAGCACAACACAAGUGACAGAAUUCAUCUUAAUUGGCUUCCAACUACCUAGGCCCAUGGAAUUCUUCCUUUUUUCAUUGCUUCUGGUUGUGUUUUUCUUCACCUUAGCUGGAAACCUCAUGAUUAUCACUCUGGUAUGCAUAGACCAACACUUGAAAACCCCCAUGUAUUUCUUCCUUUUCAACCUCUCCUUUUUGGAGAUAUUUUUUGUUCUGACAAUCACACCAAAGAUGAUGAUGGAUUUAGUUUCUCAGAACAAAUCUAUCUCUUUCUUGGGCUGCAUCAGUCAAUGCUAUUCUUAUUUCUUCCUUGGUACCUGUGAAAUCAUCCUGAUUGCCGUAAUGGCCUUUGACCACUACAUUGCUAUCUGUCAUCCGUUGCGCUACACGAUCAUCAUGAAUGGACGGGUUUGUGUGAAUUUGAUAUUGGUGUGCUGGAUUGGUGCUUUCAUGAAUAAUUUUGGCCCCAUUGUUCUCCUGAGCCAACUGUCCUUCUGCAGCUCUAACGUUAUUGAUCAUUUCUUCUGUGACUAUGCUCCACUGAUAAAGCUUUCUUGCAAUGAUGUAGAUACUCUCCUGACUCUGGAAUCUACCCUCUCUCCUCUGGUGUUACUCAGCUCUUUGUGUGUAACUGUCGUCUCUUAUCUCUACAUAAUUGUGACUGUCUUGAGCAUGCAGAUCAGUGGCAGCCGUGGGAAGACUUUUUCAACCUGUGCUUCUCAUCUAACAGUCGCUUCCAUCUUCUACGGCAGUGCCAUCUUCAUGUACUCUUUGCCCAGCAAGGGUCAUUCUCGGGAUGCCCAGAAAGCUGUGGCAGUUCUAACUGCUGUGGUCACCCCAUUACUGAACCCUUUUAUUUACACUUUGAGGAAUGAGAAGGUCAAAGAUGCUUUGCGAGACUGUUUACAAAGGCACAAACGUAUUUUGUGAGAAGAAACCAUUGGAAACACUUAGCCAACCUUGGCUGAUCUCAAACAAAUCAACAUAGAGUUGGAGUUUGUUGAUACAUGGAUAAGAGAACUAUCACCUACUGCUGUAGUCUAGAUUGGGAUCUCAAAAAUACAUUCCAGAAGAGCACAGUGAAAAAAGGGCUUCUGUGCUGCUACUAGAAGAAUAGCAUGGGUAUGGCCACAGUUACAUCAGAGUUAAAUUUUGUGAAAGGUGGUUUUUAUAUUAUGAUGGAUUGUUCAGGACUUGGAAACAAUCUGUGUACAUUUUGAUGCUUUGAAAUUGUUGCAUUUCUAUUUCUGGUUGUAAUCAUGAUCUUGAAUGAAGACUAGCACUGAAAUUCU